Messenger RNA from Bacidia gigantensis, 912 nucleotides. RefSeq lists its product as uncharacterized. The coding region runs from base 1 to 912 and encodes 303 amino acids. Lineage: Eukaryota; Fungi; Ascomycota; Lecanoromycetes; Lecanorales; Ramalinaceae. The transcript has 2 exons. The record is from RefSeq and is a predicted model, not a curated record.
AUGUACCAGCUCAUCUCGCAAACGAACGGGUCCAGCUCAACUAAAUAUGUUGAGCUUGAGAACAAAGGCCAUUGGUUUGAGGGGGCACUCACCACACCACCUCUAUUGCAAUUCUACGAGAAGACCCUUAGACAAAGCUGCGUCCCUCCGAUACCUUUGCAUUUUACGAUGCUCAUACCCGAUCCAGCAGGCAUAGGAUCCAGAGCGGGGUUGAAAAUAGAUGCUCUCAAAACGCCCGAUCAGAUUGGAAAAAUGAUCGUGGAACGGAAUCCAGCCUUCUCCUCGUGGACGUUGACCACUCGUAACAUAAGCCAAUUCCAUCUGAUGGUUGGAAGUCCUCCACGACACAACGACUUCCGAUAUGGCCUUCAAUCAGGCCCUCUCAACUCCAUCCUUCGAUCCCCAGGUCAUUUCACAAUUCGGUCAGCUUCGCCGGGUUGUUCAGCUGUGUCGUUACAAGUCGCAAGAAAUCUCCAUCAAUACUUUGCGGCUGACGUCGAAUUUCUGUUAGAGGCAAACCGUCCGACGACUUCCAGUGGUAACCUCAUCCAAAUAGCGAUUGGGCAAGAUGACCUAGAAUCAGGCGAACAGGCCAACCCAGUUACCAUAGGAGACUCGUAUCUCAUUCUCAAGCGAGCGAAUGGUUGCGAGUCCACCAUUGCCCGUGAGUCAGGGAUUGGAGCUGUCUAUCUGCGCCCUGCCACGAACAAAAGGCUCGAGCUUGUGGUAUGGGGCUCAGAUGAAGCCGGUCUUCGACAAGCAGCUCGCCUUCUUCCGCUGCUUACAGGAGUCGGGCUGCCAGAAUUGAUCAUCGUUAGUAAGAGAUGUGCGUCGCAAGGUUCUGCUGGUGUUGUUGCAAUGGGUUCACUGACCAAAUCCUGGAGGCUUUCUGAAUCGUCCUAUGUCUCUUGA